ACUCCCCGAAACAAACAGAUUCCUCUCCGAGCUCGUCUUCACGCGGUGGUUUUGUUUUCUCAACAGACCGUCUGGAAUCAUCGCAGGUGAGCGCCUUCGUUCAGAAGCCACACUCGGCUGCUGUAGAGAUGGCACUGCGCGGUCAAAGUCUGGCUCUGCUGCUGCUGGCGUCGGCGCUGUUCGUGUCGCUGACGCACACACAGCACUGGUCCCACGACUGGAAACCCGGAGGGAAACGCGACCUGGAGGCCAUGAGACCACUGCUGGAGCAGGAGCUUGAGGCACCGGACAGCGCGUUCGAAUGCGACGGACCCGAAUGCGCCUUCGCUCGAGUGCCGAGCAGUGAGCUCGUCAGGGAGAUCAUGAGUUACCUCUCGCAGAAGAAUUAUCAAAGGAAAGUUCUGAAGUAAAAGCCCCGCGUCUCAAGCUGCAGACGAAGACAAUCAACGCUCCCGACAAUUCGAGAAGUUUCCUCGAGAGCGCCACGUGACGCGAACCCAGUCAAUGAAAUGCCCUCGCUGUGGUCUGUGACGUCUCGUAGACCCUUUGUGUUUAUUUAAUUCUUCAUCGCCGCUCAGCGUAUCGUCAACGUGACCGUGGCCAUGUGCGUUUAUGUGCACCAUACAUCGUAGCGUGUCCCAGAGUGGCUGUGUGUAG
Messenger RNA from Lethenteron reissneri (Far Eastern brook lamprey), 657 nucleotides. RefSeq names its product progonadoliberin-2-like. Lineage: Eukaryota; Metazoa; Chordata; Hyperoartia; Petromyzontiformes; Petromyzontidae. The record is from RefSeq and is a predicted model, not a curated record. Gene Ontology annotation, molecular function: hormone activity. Gene Ontology annotation, cellular component: extracellular region. Gene Ontology annotation, biological process: multicellular organism development.